UAAUCUUCAUUACUAUCCAGUUAAGUCCAUUCGGUAAAUAAAUGCCACUGUACUCAUAGAAUUGAAAAGUUUAGUUAGUAAGCGCGCAGGCGUGCUCGUCUACAAAAAGUACAAACCUCAGAAUGAAGUUAAUCAAGUCUCGUGUGGUUCACCAUGCCGUUACUAUGGCUCCUCCUCGGAUUAUCAUCUCAGACGGCGGGAAAGUGGACGAGAAUAAAGAAAGAGGAAACUGGUCCAGCGGAAUCGAAUUUCUUCUCUCCUGUCUCAGCUAUGCUGUUGGCCUGGGGAACAUCUGGAGGUUUCCUUAUUUGUGUUACAGAAACGGGGGAGGUGCCUUUCUUAUCCCAUAUACCAUCAUGUUGAUAUUUGUGGGACUACCACUGUUCUUUCUCGAGUUGGCCUUUGGGCAGUUUGCAAGUGAAGGACCAAUCACGAUAUGGAAGAUAGCUCCACUUUUUCAAGGUUUGGGUUAUGCCAUGGUGUUGAUGUCGUUCCUUGUUGGUAUCUACUACAACAUGAUUCUGGCUUGGUCCUUAUUCUAUCUCUUCUCUUCCUUCACUAGCCAACUUCCCUGGAGCUCCUGUGAAAACUGGUGGAACACUAAUGCAUGUCGAAAGUUUGACACCAAGAAUUGCACUGCCCAUAACGGAACAGUCCUGGCCAAUGGUACUUGUAUUCUGAGGCAGAUGGUCAGUAAUGAAGAGUGGUCAGUUUUGUCCAACUCAACAGAUAACACUAAAAUGGCUAGCGAUGAAUACUUUCAUAACUUUGUUCUGGAUUUGACCGAGGGCCUCCAUGAUCUUGGUAAUAUUAAGUGGCAACUGGCUUUAUGUCUCCUGGCGUGUUGGAUUCUUCUUUUUUUCUGCUUGGUCCGAGGUGUCAAGAGUAUAGGAAAGGUUGUGUACUUCACAGCGUUAUUUCCUUAUGUGGUGUUGGUUAUCUUGCUGAUCCGAGGAGCUACGUUAGAUGGGGCUUAUGAUGGGGUUAUGUUUUAUCUUACCCCAGAAUGGCACCGUUUGAAAGAAGCCAAGGUUUGGGCUGAUGCAGCCAUGCAGAUUUUUUUCUCAUUAUCACCUUGUUGGGGCGGAUUAAUCACCCUAGCCAGUUACAACCGUUUCCAUAACAACUGUUUCAGGGACUCUCUAGUAAUCACAUUUGGCAAUUGUGCAACAAGCUUCUUUGCGGGGUUUGUCAUCUUUAGUAUUGUGGGGUUCAUGGCUCAUGAACUGGGGGUUCCUGUGUCCGAGGUUGCAGCCCAAGGUGCUGGUUUGGCCUUCAUUGCCUACCCUGAAGCAGUAGCCCGUCUCCCUGUCUCACCAUUGUGGUCGUUUCUGUUCUUUUUUAUGCUCAUGACCCUAGGAAUGGGAACACAGUUUACCUUGAUUGAGACUGUCGUAACAACAAUUGUGGAUACCUGGCCUAAUAGACUUAGACGUAACAAGCAUUACGUUCUGGGUCUGUGCUGUACUACCAUGUUUCUCUGUGGCCUAGUGAUCUGCACAGAGGGUGGCAUGUAUGUACUUCAGCUGCUCGAUAAUUACUGUGCAAGUUUUUCAGCUUUGCUGAUUGGAAUCAUCGAAGUUGUUGUGAUUGGCUGGAUAUAUGGAAUAGAUCGUUUCCUUGACGAUAUAAAGGUGAUGCUGGGUCAGUAUCCCUUCCACUAUCAAUACUGGAGAUUAAUUUGGAAGAUCCUCACUCCCCUGUCAAUUGUUGCUGUCCUGGUGUUAAAUGUGUAUUAUUUUAUAUUUUUAUAG
Molecule: messenger RNA, 1754 nt
Organism: Limulus polyphemus (Atlantic horseshoe crab)
Lineage: Eukaryota; Metazoa; Arthropoda; Merostomata; Xiphosura; Limulidae
Product: sodium- and chloride-dependent glycine transporter 1-like
Exons: 14
Coding region: 123-1754 (543 amino acids)
Biological process (GO): sodium ion transmembrane transport
Cellular component (GO): membrane
Source: RefSeq, a predicted model, not a curated record